AAAGCAAAGCAGUAUUAGCUCAUUAAAAAGAAGCUAUCCCUUUAUCUUGGGGCGAAAGAAAGCUUCUGCUUAAGGUAUUCCAAUCCUUUAAUCUAUUGAAAUUCUAAUUUUAUCUUGAUAAUUAUUAUUGAUAAUAUUCUUUUCGCUAAGAAAUUUGAUUUCACCUCACCGAUUUCUCGCUAAACGCAAGUGAAAGAAAAUGGGAGGAAGUGUGGGUUAUGAUGAUUGGGAGUUAACAUCUCCCGGUUUCGAUGAUGCGAGAACUUUAGUCUUACUUGGAAGAACCGGGAAUGGAAAAAGCGCGACGGGUAAUAGUAUUAUUGGACGGAGAGCAUUCAAGUCGAUGUCUAGUUCAGCUGGCGUCACCAGCACAUGUGAGCUCCAGCAGACUGUUUCAUCCGAUGGGCAGAUCAUUAACGUUAUUGACACCCCAGGGUUGUUUGAUUACUCUUCCGACAGUGAAAUGAUUGGAAAAGAAAUUGUUAAAUGCAUUAGCAUGGCCAAGGACGGUAUUCAUGCCGUUCUUGUAGUUUUUUCAGUCAGAACCCGCUUUUCAAGAGAAGAGGAAGAAGCUGUUCGCAGUUUGUGUAGAUUUUUCGGAAACAAACUGACUGACUACAUGAUUUUAGUUUUCACGGGCGGGGAUGAUCUUGAAGAAAAUGAAGAAACUUUGGAUGAUUAUUUAGGCCGUAGCUGUCCUGAGCCUUUGAAAGAAAUACUUGAGUUGUGUGGGAACAGGAAAGUGCUUUUUGAUAACAAGACAAAGGAUAAAAGAAAGAAAGAUUCGCAGUUGACACAACUUCUCAGCCUUGUAAACACAGUGGUAGAUCGGAACUGUGGGAAACCAUACACUGAUGAGAUAUUCUCUGAGUUGAGGGAAGGAGCUGUUCAAAUCCGUAAUCAAGUUGCAGAGUUUAGUUCAUUGGGAUGCUCCAAACAAGAGAUAUCUGAAUGGAAGGAUCAAUUGCAAAAAUCUUAUGAUGACCAACUUCAGCGGAUCACUGAAAUGGUGGAGACAAAGCUGAGGGAGACCACCCACAGGCUCGAGGAACAAUUGGCGAAAGAGCAAGAAGCUCGUUUGCAGGCGGAGAAAAGUGCAAGAGAAGCCCAAGAGAAAUCUAACGAUGAGAUCCGCAAGCUGAGAGAGAAUUUGGAGAGAGCAGAAAAGGAGACCGAGAAGCUCCGCAAGGAAGCGAAAGAAAGAGGAUGCUCUAUCCUGUGACCAAACUGGGUGAGUGUAUUAUAUCAAGGGAAAUCGAGAAGUUUAUUUUAGGGACGAAGUAGUUUUUGGUUCUGUUACUUGAUUAGUCUGCUCAUAUAGUCAUAUGUUUUGAGAUAAAUUCUAUUUCUGUUUAUAUCUAGCUAAAUUGGGUAAGAUUUGCUUGACUUUGGAUUAGAUAUACAACAUGUUAUAUAUGGGCUUCUUUAAUAAUAAAAAAACAUAUGUUAUAUAUCGUCUAUCUAUAUUGGAAAAAAAACUUCCAAUAAAGAGAGUGAUGAUGU
Molecule: messenger RNA, 1503 nt
Organism: Cuscuta campestris
Lineage: Eukaryota; Viridiplantae; Streptophyta; Magnoliopsida; Solanales; Convolvulaceae
Source: the annotation of a GenBank genome assembly